Molecule: messenger RNA, 393 nt
Organism: Pseudozyma flocculosa PF-1
Lineage: Eukaryota; Fungi; Basidiomycota; Ustilaginomycetes; Ustilaginales; Ustilaginaceae
Exons: 3
Coding region: 1-393 (130 amino acids)
Biological process (GO): protein folding
Cellular component (GO): prefoldin complex; cytoplasm
Source: RefSeq, a predicted model, not a curated record
AUGCGAAUGCUCAAUGAACAAGAUCAGAACGACGUGGAGGUGUCGUGGGAGGAUCAGCAGUCCAUCAAUGCCUUUUCUCGGCUCAACUCGACCUACUCUGACGUCGAGGAGGACCUGCGGGUGAAGCGCGAGGAAAAGGAGGCACUCGACGACCUCGCCAUGGAGCUCGAGCUGGCAGACGAGGACGACGAGGUGCUCUACAAGAUCGCGGACUCGUUCGUCUCUAUACCCCACGCUGCUGCCAUGGAGCGCCUCGAAAGGGACCAGGCAGAGGCCGAUGAGCAGAUCGACGCACUCAAGGCCAAGCUCGACGAGUACGACGAGGGGAUGAAACAGCUCAAGGUCAAGCUGUAUGCCAAGUUCGGAGAGAACAUCAACCUUGAGCGGGACUGA